CAGCCUAAUUUUCACAGCAAAAGAGCCAACAGUGCAUUUUUUCAUUAUGAUGAAAAAGAGCUGGGAGCUGCGAAUGGGAGACAGAGAAGUCCUCCUGGAUAUGGAUGCCAGGGGUGAAGCACACACCACAGACAGCUACGGCAGUCUGCAGAAUGGGGAUUUUUUCCCACCACGAUGUUUUUCAGCUGCGGCUUUGGAGGAUGAUGUGCGCUGUGAUGAUCCAAUUCAUAUGCGCUGCAUAAAAGGAGAUAAUCACAUGGUUUCAAAGAUGGGGAACUACUUUAGAGAUGGAAGAACUAAAAUUGAUUUUGUGCUGGUGUGGGAGAUCCGAUCACGGCACAAGCAGCGUGGGAAGGGGAAAGGCAACGGGAUCUGUGAGGAUAGGGAGUCUGCAGAGUGGAGGGACAAAUUUGUCCAGAAUCUGCAGAGUGCUGGACUGCUCUUGGAAAAGGAGGAAACAGCAAAUGAAAAGAAAACCAUACAUUUUCUUAAAAUCAGUACUCCCUGGGAUGUGUUGGUUUAUUAUGCUGAGGAACUGUGCCUCCGAGCUCCACUGCAGGCCCAGCAGCAUCUGGACCUCAACACAUCUUCUGUGGUUCUAAAACGACUGUGUAUACCCAACCUAAUGAUGGAGUCCGUGCCAAACAGGCCACUCGACUAUUACACUUGCGCUUUCCGCAAGUCAAAGAUGAACAGGUUUCUUGGUUCCGAAGACCAAGACACCUACUUCACUAAUACUCAGAGACACCAGGUCGUUUAUGAGAUUCUUGCUCGGACGGUGUACGGCAAAAAGAAAAGGACAGAAGUUGGUGUGGAUCGACUGGUAAACGAAGGGGCCUACACAGCAGCUUAUCCUCUGCAUGAGGGUCCUUUCCAGCUUCCAAGCUAUGAGAUCUGUUCUGACGAGCUCAACCAGAGGCAGGUUCUGCACUACUACUGGGCUCGCUGGUGCAAAUGGUACAAGUACCAACCACUAGAUCACAUUAGGGAAUACUUUGGAGAGAAGAUUGCCCUCUACUUUGCUUGGCUAGGCUUCUACACAGCCUGGCUGCUGCCGGCAGCCAUAGUGGGAACGCUGGUUUUUGUGUCAGGAGUCAUGUCCAUGGACACCAACACACCAGCGGAGGACAUUUGUAACAGCGGUGCGAAGUAUCCGAUGUGUCCACUCUGUAAAACAUGUGAAGCCUGGAACAUGUCUGAUAUCUGCACCAUGGCAAAGUUGGGCUACCUGUUUGACCACCCGGGUACUGUUUUCUUCAGUGUUUUCAUGUCCUUCUGGGCUGUGACCUUUCUGGAGUUCUGGAAACGAAAGAUGGCCACUCUGGCUCAUCACUGGGACUGCAUGGAUUUCCAUGAGGAGGAGGAGCGUCCUCGGCCUGAAUUUGCCGCCACGGCCCCGACUGUGGAAGAAAAUCCAGUGACUGGAGUCAAAGAGCCAUACUUUCCAGAGCAAACGAGGCUGUCUCGCAUGUUCACUGGCUCCAUGGUCAUCAUACUGAUGCUGUGUGUAGUGAUAAUCUUCCUGGUGACAGUGGUCAUGUGUCGAGGUGUCAUCAGCGUGAUGAUGUACCAAAGCGGGAGCCCUGUGCUGCGUACAGAGGCCGGGACUAUAGCUAAUAUCUGCAGCAGCAUUGUAAACCUGGGCUUCAUUCUGUUCAUGGGACAGGUUUAUACCGCCCUCGCUGAACAGCUCACUAAAUGGGAGAUGCACAGAACACAAACCCAGCAUGACAACGCUUUCACCCUUAAAGUGUUCAUCUUCCAGUUUGUCAACUUCUAUUCAUCUCCCUUCUACGUGGCUUUCUUUAAGGGAAGGUUUGUGGGUUACCCUACAAACUAUGGAACCUUGUUUGGGAUGAGAAACGAAGAUUGUGGUCCUGGCGGUUGCCUCAUUGAGCUGGCUGAACAACUCUUCAUCAUAAUGGUGGGGAAGCAGCUUAUCAACAACAUUCAGGAGUUCAUUAUACCUAAAGUAAAAGCCUGGCGCCAGAAGAGAACCUUAGCCAGUGUGCUGGGAGAUAAUGAGCCAGAUGAGCCUCGGCGCUGGGAGGAAGACUACAAACUGGUACCGUGUGGGGGCCUGUUCGAGGAAUAUCUGGAAAUGGUCCUUCAGUUUGGGUUCAUCACAAUUUUUGUGGCAGCGUUCCCCCUCGCACCACUCUUCGCCCUCUUGAACAACUGGGUGGAGAUCCGCCUGGACGCCCACAAGUUUGUGUGCGAGUACCGCCGACCGGUGGCCGAGCGGGCACAAAACAUCGGAGUUUGGUUCAACAUAUUAGAGGCCUUGUCCCAUCUGUCAGUAAUUGCCAACGCUUUUCUAAUCGCCUUUACAUCAGAUUUUUUACCACGCUUGCUCUACCAGUACAAGUUCAGUAACGAUCUUAAUGGAUAUGUUAACUUCACCUUGGCCUAUGCACCACUUAACAACACUGACUACCCCAGGUGCAGAUACAAAGCAUUCAGAGACAACGAUGGAACAUACACUCUCUUCUACUGGGAGCUCCUUGCUGUCCGACUUGGUUUUAUCAUUGCAUUUGAGCACGUUGUGUUUUUUGUUCUGCGAGCCAUUGACUGGAUUGUACCUGAUGUCCCUGAGUCCUUGGAGCUGAAGAUCAAGAGGGAGCACUACCUUGCCAAGCAAGCACUGGCUGAAAACCAGGAGGCGCUGUUGUGACUGCAGAUAACACUGUAGCAUUCAGGAGUAGGUUGAUGGAGCUACAAGGAAGCUGCAAAACAAUAUACAACACUCACUCACUCAC
Molecule: messenger RNA, 2759 nt
Organism: Girardinichthys multiradiatus
Lineage: Eukaryota; Metazoa; Chordata; Actinopteri; Cyprinodontiformes; Goodeidae
Gene: ano11
Product: anoctamin 11
Exons: 24
Coding region: 47-2674 (875 amino acids)
Biological process (GO): chloride transmembrane transport
Cellular component (GO): plasma membrane
Molecular function (GO): protein dimerization activity; chloride channel activity
Source: RefSeq, a predicted model, not a curated record